GGGGCGCCUGGAGCGGCUGGCGUGCCAGGUGGCCGCGGGCCUGGCCCUCCCGUGCCGGGAGCACGCUCUUCGUGCAUUCAUUUUCCAUAUGGAGAAACCUCCCGCAGGAACUCCUGUGUGUGCGUGUGCCCGCGCGUGUCACUUCCCGCAGGAACCGCGGUCUGCUGCGAUGCCCGUCGCUGUGGAGGACAUCAUGAGGCUGCUGUGCUCCGUCUCUGAGGAGAGGAAAAUGAGGGCGGCCGUCAAGCACUCCGGGAGGGGCGCCCUGGUCACAGGGGCCGUGGCCUUCGCUGGUGGUUUGGUGGGCGGCCCACCAGGACUAGCUCUUGGGGGGGCCGUCGGGGGUUUGUUAGGCGCGUGGAUGACAAGUGGACAGUUUAAGCCAGUUCCUCAGAUCAUAAUGGAGCUGCCACCUGCCGAGCAGCAGAAGCUCUUUAACGAAGCCACUGCCAUCGUCAGGCGCCUGGAAUGGACGGACGCCGUGCAGCUGACCAUGCUGGUCAUGGGCAGUGAGGCCCUGCAGCAGCAGCUGCUGGCGAUGCUGGCCAACUACGUCACCAAGGAGCUCCGGGCGGAAGUGCAGUACGACGACUAGGCCUGUGCUCCGGGCAGCGGGGUCCAUUUAGAUGAUUCCCCCCGACUCGUGGAAGGUGACUGGGGAGCUGCAGGAAGCCGCACAUCAUCAGAAUAUUACCCUAAACUGUAGCGAAAUCUCCUGCUGGAGAGGCUGGGGCUGUGCUAUAUCACGUUCUGGAAUUAUUUGAGAAGAUGCCGUGUUUUGUGGCCGUGUGCGCCUGUGUGCCCGGACAACCCUUCAGCUGGGAAGCUGGUGAAUAGUAAAGCCGUGACUGCUGCCACGUAGUGGCAGUUUUCUGAAUCUACUCUCACUCACACGGGAGCUGGAAGAAGGUCUUCACGUUCAGCCUUCUCAUCUCAUCAUGUGAAGAUGAUGCCUGUCCAGGCAGCCGUUGCAGGACCAGCCCUCCCUGGGGACCUUGGGGCUGUCCCCUGCUGGAAUCAUGUUUACCUCUUGAAUGCCCCUUCCCCACCCAGUGACUUCUGAGUGGCCUCAGGGAGGGGGCAGUCGGCCUGCUGAGUGAAGCCACAAACGUCAGUGGCACCCAGCCCCUCCCCCAGUAGCUGCCCGACUGGGCUCUCACCCUCCCAGGGGCUUGCUUUUCCCAUCUGAAAAGUCAUAGUAGUUCCUGAGUUCUGUUUUUUAAAUUAAAUAUUUUCAGUAAAUUAUUGCUCUUUCUGAAGUGGUAGAAUCAUAAACUAUCUCUAAGAAAUGUGUCCACCCUAAAUUUCCCCUAAUAUUGUUUUUGCUUUGCUUUCAGAACCACAGUUUGACUAAGUGUCAUCAAACUACAAUAAAUGUUUUCUGAACAGUCCUUUUCUCCACCUAUUUGUGUAAAGUAUCUCUGACAUUUGAAGUUGUACACAUGGAGCACAAGGGAAGGGAGGGUAUCAGAUUUGUGACUUUAAAGAAGGAAUGAAAGCUCCAGAUUCCAGGGCCCGCGACCUGACUUUCCAGGCUGCUGUGGCUCUCUGUGCUUCCGGUGAGCACACACUGCCCCGAGCCUCCCUAGCAACCACAGGAUGUCCCUUGGGUCCCAGGGACCUGGAAGGAAGCUGCACUGUCCUCCCUGGGAUGCAGAGGAAGGCACUUCUGCUGAGCAGAGUCAGUAUCCCGCACCUCCGUGUGUGUAAAGAAAACUUCAGGGCAAAUUAGAACC
Messenger RNA from Physeter macrocephalus (sperm whale), 1736 nucleotides. It is a transcript of the gene C17H19orf12, whose product is annotated as chromosome 17 C19orf12 homolog. NCBI's taxonomy places the organism in Eukaryota, Metazoa, Chordata, Mammalia, Artiodactyla, Physeteridae. The transcript has 3 exons. The record is from RefSeq and is a predicted model, not a curated record. Bases 89 to 595 code for a protein of 168 amino acids.